Dermacentor silvarum is the source of this 7252-nucleotide messenger RNA. Its product is annotated as general transcription factor 3C polypeptide 1. The transcript has a single exon. Lineage: Eukaryota; Metazoa; Arthropoda; Arachnida; Ixodida; Ixodidae. Gene Ontology annotation, cellular component: transcription factor TFIIIC complex. The record is from RefSeq and is a predicted model, not a curated record. Gene Ontology annotation, molecular function: DNA binding. Bases 128 to 5965 code for a protein of 1945 amino acids. Gene Ontology annotation, biological process: transcription initiation at RNA polymerase III promoter; 5S class rRNA transcription by RNA polymerase III.
CUUUUUAACAUGGCGACGCGCAUGCUUUUAUUACGGUGGCUACUUUUCUUUAGAGCUGUAAUCGGUGACAGGUGCCACUUGCAGGUGUGAUAAGCACUUGCAUUUGGCGAUUCUACCGCAGAAAAACAUGACGCCACAAAACGAUUUUUACUCGUGCUGCAUCGACGAGAUAGCGCUGGAAGGACUCGAUGGCAUCACGCUACAGGCACUGUGGGUCCGCCUGCAGCUGCGUCCAAAUUUUACUCUCUCUCUGGACAGCAAGUCCAAAGCCUUCAUAUGGAGCGCGCUGGUCCCAGAGACUCGCCUCAGCUUCUACGAGCUCCAAGAGCCCCGCAUGGACCUCGUCAUUUACGACCGGUACAAGAACGUGGAUCCCAACACGGGAUACGUGGUCGAACCCAAUGUGCUUCCGCCGGAUCCUUACCCCUACAAGUUGGUCAACAAGAACGGGCAGCUCGGCUCGUGCUGCGCAUUUGACACUCGCAAAGAUGUCAGCGACGAAGUCCGGCAGAGCUCACUCAACCUGGACGACGCCGUUGCUAGGUGGGGCAACCGUUUGGUUAUAGUGGCCGACCAAAUAACUCGUGAGCGAGCGCUGAUCGGGCCCAACAACUCGAUCACGGACUUGGACCUGAGCGAAGUAAAGUACUGCAUAAUGGAGCGUAUUGGUCGCUCCCGUUACUUGGGCCAAACGACGCAGGGGAAACUGGACCUGCGUGUGUUGAACCUUACACACGCGACCAUGUUUAUCAUGCGCAAGCAGUUAGUGCAGCGAAACCUAAUCACGAAGCAGGACUUCUGCCUGAAGAUGGAGGGCGGCGGUAGCAGAGUAGGUUUCUUGCUCCAUCUGCCGCGGUUCUUCGUUGAGGUGAAAACUAAGAGUCAGAUUAUGGCCCGGGAGCUCUGCGCCCUGUUAGACAGCAAACCGAACAAGCGCGAAGAGUCGUCCAAAUUGUUUAACGAGCUUGGCCUGACGGCCACGGCGGCAAAAAAACUCAUGUAUGGCCCAGCGGCCAAAUACGUGGCACGGCAUACUGUGCCGUACAGCGAGUUCUAUCCAAACUCGCCGCACGAGGAAUGUUACACAAAGAACAACAAGCCGCGCAAUGUUCGCAUCUGUGAGCUUAUCAGGCCUUACGAGGAGGAGGAAGAAGAGGAGGACCUCGAAGGGUACAUCGCCGACAAGAGCACGGGCCUCUUCUUUCACCCGCAGAAGUACACGUAUGACAGGCCGAGACUUAACCAAGCUUUGAAGGAGGUCUACAAGACUGGUACGGCAGGAAUGACUUUGCGUGAACUAUAUGCCGCCUUAAUGACAACCCGCCUGGAGGUUCGGAAUCUCCUGAAGGGGUUGAUGAGGAGACAGCUUGUGGUACCAUACAGGGAGGAUGUGGGCAAGCAGCGUGUGAUCAGGUACUUUUGUCCAGAGUAUGCUACAAAGUCUGAGAUGCACAAGAAGAUUGUAGCUGAGAAGAAACGCAUGCUAGAGCAGCCAAGAGUAGAUCCACCACCCGCUAAAAAGCAAAAGACAGAUGCUUCCUCACUGUCAAAAUCACUAUCGGCUGCAGAAGUGCAGGAAGCAACAAAAGAAGCUCCAGAAAAAGUGGAAACAACUGAAUCAGCUGCAAAGAAGGCAGAAACGCCUGCUGUCGCCAAACAGCUGCCUGUAGGCACGAGCACAGCAAGAGAGGAGCUGAAAGAAGCCGAAAAGGGCAUAGACACUCCUUCUUGCUCAGCUUCCAAUGAUAGCUUGCAUGACAGCACCGCAGAUGCUCCUGAGGUUGAGCAACCCACUAUUACUAUAGAAACUGACGGUGUCUGCUUCUUUCCGAAAGUGAAGCCACAGGGAACAAUAGGCUUCCCUACACUCUCGGAGGUGAUGAAUCGAAAGCCCCUGCAAAAGCUGCUCCCUUCCUACAAGAUGCUCAUGAGGGCAAAUAGGAUCAUCGAGUAUCUAAAGGCUGAGAAAGUGGUCACGGACUUCAACAAACUGCAGAAGGCCCUGCAAAAGGCCGAGGAAGAGGAAGGCUCAACAACGAAACUGGACCGGGUGUCCCUCGGGCGGCUGGUCUCCAAGCUCUGCAAUGGCGGGUACCUCAAGACUAUUCAUACUGUCCUGAGACUGGGGCAAAAUGUGAGGGACCUCAAGCUGAUUUGUAUGCCAUCUGUCACCAAAGAUGAUGAAAUCGUCAAGGCGACCAUAGAGCAGGCCAAAUUCAAGUAUUUCCAAGCCACACCAAAGGAGCCCAAGAAGCCAGAGUGCAGCCCUGCACCCGAACCCAGUACCUGUUCCAAGAUGACUUACAAUCCUGCCAUAGGGCGCUACUAUGGAGCACAGCCAAAGUUUCGCAGGAUGCAUCUCUGUUAUGCCUUCAUGCAUUACUUGUUGUACAGCUACGAUGGUGUUGCGCAAGAACGGUUAUCGGAUGACCCUACAACCCCAACACAGUACCAGAAGGCUGUUAGCUGGAAGAUGUUUGUUCCCCCUCUGUCCAACAGUCCAAGCACGCCCAAUGGAUGGGUCUUGUUUGCAGACAUCCUACUCUCACUGCCACUCUCUCUCUUUGUCAAGAUUGCGAGCUCAAUCAAGCACAAAAUUGAAGGGCUCGAAGAGUACCUUCAUGAUAAGAUUAAGUGUCACUACCUCGUUCGAAGUCUGCCUGUGAAGCUGAGGAAUGCGCUGCUUUUUGCCAGGAGGUACAUCUACUCAAUCCACGAGACAGUGAAGAGGCUGGCGUUUGUAGGGAUGGUCACCUUUGGGCCACAGCGCCUCAAGGAGAAGGACCAAGUCUACCUUUUCCUGCACAGGAAUCUACGCAUCAAAGACACAAAAAUCUCUCAUCCAGGUUACCACCAGGUAUCGACUGACAUUGAGUAUCCUGUAAAGCACUUCUUUCUUGAAACUCAGCAGGACGUCGACCACUUCUGGUUGGAAGUAGAGAACACUUGCAUUUGCACUCCUCUUGGAAUGCCGCAGUCAAUACAAGGUCAAACCAUAGAGCUUCAGAAUUUGUACAAGAAGCCAGCCAUGAUUGAAGCCUGCAGAAACAGAGAGUUUGGAGAAGAGCAAGACAAUGGCACAGUUCCCGGUGACCAGCUUGGGGCCGCGGGCUUUGACUCUGCCCUCUUUGCACAUCUCAAGAGAAACUGGGCCUGCGCCACCCCGAUGCCUGCAAAGCUGAGCACAUCCACCGCUGAAAGCAGAAAGCCAAACCCAAAAGGUGCUAAGCCUCUGCAGAGACUUCUUAGCUAUUUGGACAGAGCUUCGAAAAACACAGGAGCUAAUCCUCCUCAAAAGCAAAGCCAAAAAAGGGUUCGAGAUGCAAUUUCUCGGAUGUCAGUGUACUACCCAAAACAACCAGAUGGCAAGCCAUUGGCAGUGCCUGUUGUGAAAGGAGCAAAGAAAGCUGCUGAUCACCAGCCCAAGAAAAAAGCUCUGCAACGAAAGAAGUCUGAUAUUACCGUCAGGGUUGUCCAGCCUAGGAAGCGUCUCAAUGUUCGCAGGCCCUACUAUGAUGACAAAGAUAAAGCUGCUUUAAAGGAAAUGAAGACCAUGCGGGUUUCAUGGUCGUCACAGGAGGACAUUGUUCUGCUCAUGUGCAAGGUCUGUUCUUGGUUUCUGGACCGACAUUUGGAUAAGAUGGUGGUGCCAUUCACCGUCAUCAGGGACAUCCUGAAUGAGCGCUUUCCUGAGCUGAGCAAGGAUAAGACAUCUCGGGCAUGUCAGAGGCGACUGCGAUUUAUGUUGAUGAACCCCGCAACCAAGGCCAAUGCCUCAGUCUUCCUUUGUGAAGCACAGCAAGACCAGACGCUCGUGGAAAUGUUUCAUGGGCCAAAGCCAGUGAAAUCAGAUGAAAAACAAUGGUUGACUAUGUUCAGAACUGUCCUUGAUCAUUUGAUGAAAAAAUUCAGCAAGAGCUCAGAGGAGAGGCACCGGGAGGUCUCCCUCCCCAAUAGUUUUGAUGAGCUGAAGAACCGUUAUGAAAUCAUUGUGAGUGGCCAAGUUGAAAUGGACAGCUGGUCUUAUACAGAGCCUCAGAACCUUGUUGACAUACACUUCAGCUCAGUGGCAGUAGUGAUCCUGGCCUCGCUCGCAGCUGACGAUGGCAAGAGUAACUGGUCCUUGAUACUCUACAAAAUCUACGAGCAGUAUCCAGACAAUCUUGUUCGCUCUGUGACUGCUCGACUGAGGCACAAUGGUGUCAUCUGCAGAAAGCACCCAAACGCCAAGAAACUUUUCAUCUCUCUCAACCUCUCCAUGCUGCCGUUCACACUGUCCCGGAAGUUCCAAUUCGAUAUGACGCGGCGCUACUCGCCUCAGCACAUAACAUCGAUGGGAAAACUGCUGCUUGAACUCUUGGCGAAGCGUAGGAGUGGUGAGCCGUAUAGCUUCCAUGAUGGUAUUGAGCCAGCAUAUGCACCAUUGCUGUUCACACUGCUGCUGAUGAACAAGCUCAGUUACACUAUGGAAGUGCCUCAAGCAAUAGUUGAAUACGACUGUAGCAUGGCUGCUGGGAGCAUGCACCUGCGGAAGCCAGAAGGCAGAAAGGCAGAACCAACUGCCUCCGAGGCUGAAGAGCCCCUCGGGAGCAACUCCACACUCUGCGACAAAGCAAAGAGCCUCAACUUUGUGACAGCUGGUGGCAAUGCCAAGACGUCUCGUUCAUUCCUUUAUAUGCUCAGGCAAGACAUGACGAAAGCACUCCAAUACAAUCACUUGCGUCCUCAGGACUAUGUAGUCAUCAAAUCAUGCAAGCUCGACUUCUCACUCACCGACGAGGAUCUCAUCCCAGGCUGGACUCUCGAGGACCCCACAGACAAGUCGUAUGCUCUGAAAGUUCGUAACCCUUUGUACGAUAAGAUUAUCCAAGAGCAACGUGCCUGCUACAGCUUGAGUGCAGUCAGCCACUCCUGGACAGCAGAAGGCAUCGCCGAUGCUUACAAACAGGAGGGAAAAGCCCCCGAAGAUGCCCAGCUUGGAACUGAAAUCUACUACUUCAUUCUGAAGAAAGAACAGCUUGGAGUCACCUAUGCCCAGCUCUGCGAAGCCCUCAAUUCAGCUAUGGACAGUGUGACGCUGAACUCUCACCUUGAUUUCUUGGUUGAAAGGAAAAUUAUACUGCGUAUUGGAGUGACAUGCAUUCGAUACGUUGCGCUUCAGCACUGCAAACCUUGGGUGAUCCGUUCUUUCAAAAUCCCUAAAGAGAUGCGUGCCUACACCUCAACUCUUGGAGAGCAGGAGCAUGUCCUAAGAGCCAAAGUAAGGAAGGUAGCAGAAACAGACCAGCUCAAGGUGACUAGCAACACCGGUGGCAGGUCGGAGAAUGCUGCUGAAGGUGGUGCUGAUACUGGAGGAACCACUGCAGAAGGUGCACCAGGAAGCACAGGCUCCGAACCCUCAUCGUCAUGUUCUUUGGAAAAUGCUGGCAAGGAGAACAGCUGUGCUUCCACUGUGAGUAAGGACGAUAAAAGUGAAAUUGGAUGGAAAAACACAAACAGUCGACGGACGCGAGACAGCAAUAGCAGUUGCCUUAAACGAACUUAUUAUGAGGCAAUGACAAAGAACAUUAAUGUGGAGAAUUUUGAGAAGAUAAUGUACAUUCCGAGGCUGUGGAGGAAGCCUGAUGGAACACUGAACCGCCCUGUGUUCUUCCAGCUCCUGUCCGCAGUCCUGUCGUACAUCUUGGACAAUCCCGGUGUGACGGAAGACCUGUUAAGGUCCAACUUCUCCCGUCAGAUAGAGCCAUGUGUACUGACACUGGACAUGUUACGGAUUCUGCAGCAGAUGGGUUGCAUCAGGCGAUUCUUCAUGAGGAUGGACACUGCAGCCAAGUGCAGCCUCUUCUCCAAGCGGCGUCAGCUGGUUAUUUGUGAGAGAUACUGUCCGGGCGAUAUUGUCUGCUAUGAUGGAACUCUUGAGGCCCUUGUUAACUUCACAGCUUUUUCAGUCUAUUUUCAAAAAUAAGUGGUAAUGUCUGUGCAUGCUAGGCAUGCUCUACUGUGUCCAGAUAUAUUACAUCUGUGUAGACUGCCUGUGUCAAUUCUUUGUAAAUUGCCUGAACGAUGCCUUUGUGUUCUGCACAGGAAGAAUAAAAAAAAAACAUUUCGCAUUCCAAUGAGUGCAGUCAAACUCGGAAGUUACCAUGCCCGUGCGAACGUAGCUGAGUGACUCCCAGCCUUGUGAAAGUAAAUCCUUGUUAUUGUGCACUUGGUCUGCUGAUAAUACAGCAUAAUACAUUCUUGUCCUAGAUAUAACUUGGAAUCUAUUUCACAUUUGCAGUAAUUGGUGCUGCUAUGCAAUGUAGUGCAAUUUCUAGAUGCAAUUGUAGCGUCUAGGAACUUUUGAAAACUAUGUAGCUAGUACAUGUGAAAUAUAAAUUCUGUGUUGCACAAAGGAAAGAGGUCAUGAGCAUCUUGGCUUGCAGCUUACUUUAAAGGUGUGUCCUCAUGAUGGAGAUGAUUGAGCUUUAUUAAGAGCAGACAAAGUUGUUUGGCCGCCUUCCUUGCAGGUGGCCUCCUCAGUUUAGGAAGCCAUGGGGCCUGGCCACCUGCCUCGCCCUGUUCAGCUGAUGGUUGUUAUCAGGGCUGAGGCUGGUGAGCAGUGCCUCUUGCUGCUUUGGUGUGGGGUGGGGUUAUAGGGGGGAACGUCGGUGUUUCGGUCGCAUUUCCAUACUAUGUGGUACAGAGUGUUUUGCGUGUAGCAGAACUUGCAGUCGUAUUCGUGAAGUGUGGGGUAAAUGAGAUGGUAUUUCAUGCCGUGUAGAAGAAUGUUGGUUUGUAGUUGUCUAAGUUCUCUCAUCCUCUUUCGAGAGCUUUGGGUGUGGGGGGCUAUAGAUUUUUCUCCCCAGUCCUUGGUGUGUGAGUAUGUCCGUGUAUCUGCGUGGUACAGGUUUGUCCGGAGGGACUGUUACUCUGUCGCCUAGCGAGGCUGCCUGGAGAGUAUGUUUUCGGGCUGCAUUGUUGCCUCCUAGAGACUAGUGUUGUGGUGUCCAUACUAUGCACAUUUUGGGUAAGGGUUUGGUGUAAUUGAGGAUGUGUAAGGCAGCUGUCACUAUACUGCCUAUCAUGUGAUCGCGACACGCUGAUUGCUAGUCUGUCAGGAUGCUGUACACAAAAUGUGUUGUAGAAAACAGGUUUGAAGAAUAUAUGCUGCCCCUCUUGGGGAGGACAUGAAGUACAUUUCGCGAUAGUAUGGUAUGCAGAGGUCACCUAUGCCCAGCUCUGCGAAGCCCUCAGUUCAGCCAUGGACAAU